Molecule: messenger RNA, 2009 nt
Organism: Pocillopora damicornis (cauliflower coral)
Lineage: Eukaryota; Metazoa; Cnidaria; Anthozoa; Scleractinia; Pocilloporidae
Product: serine/threonine-protein kinase HT1-like
Source: RefSeq, a predicted model, not a curated record
AAUUACAAUUUUGGCGCAAAACUUGAAAGUUAUCGCGAGAUACGCACACUGAUUCCUUGAAACUCUUCAAGGUUUUGUUCCCUGACAACGGUACUACUCGAUAACGAGCUAAGUGUAUUCGUAUGAAACGAAAAUGUCUGUCAUUUUUAAUUGUGGAUUUGCAAGAGUUGCUGUAAAGGAGAGCUUUCGUAAGGUUGGAAGUGCUUCGGUUGAAACUGACCCUAGUGAAAAGUGGAAGAACUAUCUUGCAGUGUUCGAGGGUGACAGUCAAGAAGUCUUUGCGGUCGAACGUUCCACCUACGUCAAGAAAUCCAAAGCAAUUUACAGCUCUUUCCGAAAGAUGAACUCAAAAGCCAGGGCCCAGUACCAAGACACGUUUUCAAUGGUAAACUGGAAAGCUCUUAAUACAGCGCAGAAGAAAUAGCACACACUGUCAAAUCGUGGAGGUUGUCAAGUGCACUAUUAUGCCAUCCAUAAUCUUUUCCCCAGUGGGAAGUACUACUUUGUAUUAAGUAUUAAGGAAGUAUUACUUUGCAGUAAUUUGCAUGCCAGACAAAGAGAUCAACAAUCUUCACCUUUACUUGCGUUUCAAUCUAGCAUUUAUUUAAGCACACUCUCUAUAACAUAUUUGCCUUCAUUUUCCAGUUUUUUGAAAGGAAUGCAAGUACCAAAUAUUCCACUGUAAACUUAAUCAAUCAUACUGAACUUCUUCCAACCAAUGGAGAGAAUAUAAUACUGGGAGAAGGAUCCUAUGGUCGAUGCCUUCUGAGACAGUUAACACAAGAUUUGAUAUAAAGGUUGUGGAAAAACAGUCUCUGAUGCAAGACACCACAGAGAUAAUGAAGGAGGCUCACAUUAUGCAGGCACUUGUGCAGCUUCAAAAGCAGCCCAUUUCCUUAAUAAUGGAGUUUAAAGGGGUAGACAAUACAUCUGUAACCAAAAGCAAACUAUUGUCUUGUCAGAAAAACAGUGCAACAAUACAGAAUGUACAAAGCUCACUAAUAACAAAUGACUGGUUAAUUAUUUCACAUGAUUUGACAGAAGCCCUUUCGCAUGUUCACACAAAAGGCUUUCUUCACUGUGAUUUGAAGGCUAAUAAUGUUCUUGUGAGUAACAAACAUGGCUACAUCAUCGAUUUUGGAAAAGCAUGUGACAGCUCCUUUCCUCCUGCAAAGAAGUACAGCAUCUGUUAUCCUCAUAUUGCUCCUGAGGUUCUUAAUGGUUCUCCCUGUAGCAAAGCCAGUGAUAUUUUUUCCCUUGGUAAAAUUCUGUUCAAAGUAGGUGUUAAGCAAAACAUUCCACUUUUGGUUUCCAUGGCUCAAGAAUGUUUGGAUGCCAGCCCUGUAAGAAGACCAACAACAACAGGCAUUAUGGCAACACUGGCUUCCAUAAUAUCUCACUGAAUACAAUAAGCUUAAGCAGGGGUUUCACGGGCCUGACACUAGGCAAAUUGACUGGCUGGGAACAUAAUUUUCCUGCAAGUUGUGACUGACAUAAAUCAGAAUCAAAACAUAUUUUGCCUGCUUCCUUGUGCAUUUCCCAUCACCUCAAUAAUCUUAAUGAAACCUCUGCUUAAGAAAGUAAUAAUUAACACUCUAAUCAGGUAAAGUGACCCUAGCCAUGUCACAGCAGGAGUCUUAUGUAUGUGCAUGUCUUUAGUAAGUUUAUGUGUGCCCUUGGUCUAAACUAAUUUUGUACUUCUGCUUUACGAAUUGUGAAUGAAAAUUAGAGGGACCUUUUUAAUAAUGCACUGAUAAGGUGCUCUAGGGUCCAUCAGGUACAAAUUACUUCAUAGGUCAUACUCAUGUCUAUAAUUUUACAUCGCUGCUAGAUAACAUACAUAUGGCAUGUACCAAUUUAUUUCCCAAUUCCUGCCAAUUAUUGAUCAAUGAAAUUGAUCUAUGAAAUUGAAUUUGGACGAGCAACUGGCAGAUCAAACUUGAAAUUAUAAACCAGAGUUUUAACUAGUUAGGCCACCAUAGCCUUCUAACAGGAAUAUUGACUUGGAA